Messenger RNA from Cucurbitaria berberidis CBS 394.84, 489 nucleotides. RefSeq lists its product as uncharacterized. Bases 1 to 489 code for a protein of 162 amino acids. Lineage: Eukaryota; Fungi; Ascomycota; Dothideomycetes; Pleosporales; Cucurbitariaceae. The record is from RefSeq and is a predicted model, not a curated record. The transcript has 3 exons.
AUGUCAUGCGAGCUUUCCUUCACUGAUCUUGGAAGUAUGAUGUUGGGGCAGGUCCUCCUCGGCGCGCGGGGAAGUCUAUCACUAUCCCCACAUCUUCCGGUUAUCGAAUGGUCAUCGUUCGCUGCCGCUAUAGCGUCCGGGGCAGCAACUCCACCAACCCAAUACUUGGUACACUAUCCGAAAGCGGCUCUUGCAGACAGUGGAACAAUUCCUAUUGAAGAGCAGAUGGCCAAUUCCGACUCGAACAUGGAGGGUGAUGGAAACAAGACCAACAGCACGAAUAUAGUUUUAAUUGGAGGUCUAGAUUUUAAUGAGAACAUCCCACCUACUUCUGUGGUUGCACACUCAAGAGUGUCAUGGAGUACGUUCGAGACGAGAGUCGCCCAGCUUGCGGCUCAAACUUUUCCCAAUCUCGGUAUAGACGACCUUGUUAUCAAGUGCUUGGACAGUGGCAAGUAUAAUCGAUUUGUUAAACUGGGAACUACCUAG